UUCAUCCUUGGUGCAGAAUGCGCAUGCGCGAUCAUUCAACAACUUUCGGUCUCAGAAAGACGAUAGUACUCCGGAGCGUCAGCAUAAGGCAUGACUGAACAAGGAAAUGGUGGACACACGCCUCCCACCUUUACCUUCAUGGACGAAGCAACCGCGGGUACAAGCCGUGAAGGCGGCGAGGGUGCUUUAGGCACUUCCGACGAUUACCCCCCGUAUGUUGACGAGUACAUCAAUGAUGUUUGGGAGGUGAUGAACAGCCAGACCGAUGCCACAGACAUCAAUGAUGCCACUGCCAGCGGGAGCACCAAUCACACGCCUGUGGAGUCCUCCGCCAGUGCCGAUCACUCCAGGCCCAGUACGAGCCACGCUGGCAUCGAGCAAGUAUCGUCCACUACAGAAGACACCGCGAGACUUUCUGAGGACGCCUGGCGUUACCAGGGCUACACGCAAACCAGGGCGAUUACCGACGAUACUUGCAACGUCGACGGUGUCGCUGACCAUGGCAGCACUAGUUACCUGCACUUGGGGGCCAUCAGCAGCAUGGAUAAUGCAAGGCCCAGCACAAGCCGUGCUGGCAUGAAGGAUGCAUCAGCCAGUUUUGAAGACGGCGCCACGAAUGCUACUGGAACCGGAGAAAGGGAACAGCAAGCGUCCUGCGGUGCCAGUAGAAAGGUUUCCAGCAGACAGGACACCUUACCCGGGCAACCCAACAAACACACGGGUGAUACAGCCCCCACUUUCAGAGCACGUGAUGAAUCAUCUGUCAAGAAUUCGAGCCACAAAUGCGAAACAUGUGGUAAAUUGCUAAGCGGAGCUUUUAGUCUAACUGAACAUUACCGUACGCAUACAGGCGAGAGACCCUUGAAAUGCGAAAUAUGCAAGAAAUCAUUUGCGCAUAGGGGGAGUUUCUAUAAACAUCAACAGAUUCACACAAGAGUGAAACCCCAUAUCUGCCAAAUAUGUACUAAACCGUUCAAUAACAAAGACGGCCUUAUCAGUCAUCUCAAAUCACAUAGUUCCGACAGACCUUUCGUUUGCGACAUAUGUAAUCACUCCUUUAAGUGGAACACAGAUCUCCGAAGGCACCGCAAAAGAACUCACUAGGGUAAAAUCUCGUACGAGUGCAAGCACUGUGGAUUUCGGUCCGCAAAGAAAGGAAACCUAGACGCACAUCUGUGUAAGAAUAUUAGUUGCCAAUUGUGUGUAGAUUCGUUUAGAGACGCAGCUCAACUGAUUGCACAUCACGUGGCGCUUAUGGGUGGGCAAUCGUAACAGUGUGACUAGUGCGCAAGUGAAGUCAAUCGCCCACGUGUUUUGCAUAGAAACGUGACCAUGAAGCCGUGCAGGAAAAUAACGCUGACAUUCUCCUACAGGGCCGAGUAACUAUCUGAACGCACCGUGUCCACAGACGGGCUUCUUUUCACGUUUAAAACUGCUGAGAAACGCAAGGCUUCGAGGAAGGCGCUUGAUUUUUCGAAAUUACGUGACAAAAACGUCGUCUCCAGCAGAAUUUGGGAUGUUGCAAUGUCAAAGUUAACUGCAGGUCCUGACUAGAGCUAACUGUUUGCCAAACUAAGUUGUCUCGCCGACGAAGCUUUAGCAAACUCCUUUCUAGACAAACCCUAAUGGGCUGCAACUUUGUGUUUGUGUAACUAGAUCGCUGGAUGUUCGCACAUGAUCCUUGACUCCUCGUUUAGUUUUGUGCAAGCGUUUUGACAGUGUACUAGUAAAUGAGUUUUAACUAGCCAUGCGUUUAAUGAUUCUGCCGGGCGAAUAGAAGGGAGUACCUCACAUGAGGAACCCUUAAAAAAGGAGGCACUGUGUUCUUGUCAACUAAAAACUAAUAUCUGCUAAUAAUUGAAGGCCUUAGGCCUAGUGGCCUUUCAGAGACAGCUUUCACAAUAUAUAGACACAGGUAUGGUAAAAUUUAUUUCCCUUACAUAUUGUUGAAUACACGCAGUGUUUUUGUUCUCUCCACGACUCUUGUACCCAUACCGAAGAUUUUUGUUCCUUAUCAUGGUGAUGACAACAGUGAGACUGUAUUAGACUGAAACCGUUUGGAGCUUAAAUAUACAUGUUCUUCCACAUCGAGUUUUUUAACUGUUUUUAUAUAUAGCUAGAACCUCUGCCAGUUUCAACGUGCAGUUGCUUAUUCGCUCGUAAGUCGUCUCUUUUGACUUGCGCACCGCUCUAGUUACAGCUGUGGAAUUUUUAAACCUGAUGUGACAAACGUAUCCCUGCGAGCAACUACAGGACGAUUGAGAUACAGGUUUUAGUUAAUAGUAUUGACCCGCGUACUUCUAUAUCUUUUUCCAGUGAACGCGUCUCACAGAAUAACAAAUUUUAAGUUACAACUCAGGGCAUGAGGCACCAGCGUGUAUCAGGACAUUCUGCAAUUGUCGAGCCUUGUGUAAUCAAAUUGCACGCGUACACGCGAAUACAGUUCUGCAUUCAGGAAGACACGUGAGUGCCAAUGAGAACGCUGGAACGUUCUACGAAAAAAUUGACAACAGCCGAUACUCGUGAAUCGCAAAUCAUUUGUUCAACGAUCGACUCGUGUACCCGGCACUGUCGUUCCGCCCGAAUGUAACUUGUUUUGUUGGUUCCGGUUCGCCCAAUAAAGUCUUUCAUGAAUGAAAGUUCUAGCUGUGCUGCUCGCCGUCACUACAACGUGAUAUCGCAUAUAGGUGCGUCGUGGAAACUGAAUAAAACCUACCGCCCGAGUACGGACCUCUGCCCCAGAAGACAAGGAAGAUCGUGGCCCCAGACAACCACCACAGCGAGUGCCCAUGUCACCUGUACCGACGUGUGCUGCAAAAACCAAUGAAGCCACGAUCAUUCGCAAAUCAUUGUUUGGAGAUCUGAAAAGCUGACCGGAAACCUAC
Messenger RNA from Dermacentor andersoni, 2885 nucleotides. RefSeq lists its product as uncharacterized. Lineage: Eukaryota; Metazoa; Arthropoda; Arachnida; Ixodida; Ixodidae. The record is from RefSeq and is a predicted model, not a curated record.